Molecule: messenger RNA, 774 nt
Organism: Scatophagus argus
Lineage: Eukaryota; Metazoa; Chordata; Actinopteri; Scatophagidae
Gene: nppa
Product: natriuretic peptide A
Exons: 3
Coding region: 47-478 (143 amino acids)
Biological process (GO): receptor guanylyl cyclase signaling pathway; negative regulation of systemic arterial blood pressure; cGMP biosynthetic process
Cellular component (GO): cytoplasm; extracellular region; nucleus
Molecular function (GO): hormone activity; hormone receptor binding
Source: RefSeq, a predicted model, not a curated record
CCCGUGGUUCAGGCUGUGGUACGAGUAGUAGCAGCAGAGGGAUAACAUGCGGACUGCGGUCCUGUGGGGCCUGCUGGUCCUGCUGUGUCAGCAUGCACUGGUUAGCAGCCAUACACUGGGAAGACCUUCUUCUACCAGUGACUUGUCUCAGCUCAAGUCUUUACUGGAGCACUUUGAGGAGACUCUAGCUGAAGCAGCCCAGGAUGUGGACUCUGAAGCAGAUUAUGUGACAGACCAAGAGCCUGAGUCCAGCCAGGUCAGCAGAGGAUGGAGCCUAGACCAGGAGGGGGACCACGAACCUUUUAUAUCAGAAAGAUCUCAGUCACGAGCUGAGGGCCGCAGCAGGAAUAUAAGUGAGAAGAACCGCCUGCAGGACCUGCUAAUGUCCACCAGGAAACGAGCCUCCAGCUGCUUUGGAGCCAGGAUGGAUCGAAUAGGAAAUGCCAGUGGUCUGGGAUGCAACAAUGGAAGAGGCUAGUCUGACAGUUUGCUGGGACAUGGUGAACUUUUGUUUCAUCUCCAAUUGAAGACACAAUCAAGGAGAGGGGAUAUGUUUUACUUCGCAUUACUGACAGUUAAGCUGUGCACUGUAUCUCUUGUAUGCAUUUCUCUGUGUGAAGCAUUGACUGUAUAUAUGUCAAUGGUUUGAAGUGACAAACGGGCUGUUUGCUAACUGUAAUGAAUUCUCCUGUCACUGUGUAAUCUAGCAUCCUAAGGGAAAGGAGUUAACUACAACUGCAUGUGAGUUGCUAAUAAAGAUAAAUAAAAGCUUUU